This is a messenger RNA of Ectocarpus siliculosus, 519 nucleotides long. NCBI's taxonomy places the organism in Eukaryota, Phaeophyceae, Ectocarpales, Ectocarpaceae. The record is from the annotation of a GenBank genome assembly.
AUGGCUCCGGCGCUGACUCCUGUGGAUUUCCGGGGCGAGGACAUUUUUCACGAUCUUGACGUGGAAGGGAGACCGAGCCAAAUUCACGGCAGAGGCACUUUCUCCAAGAACGGUGCAUCGAAGAACGACGUUCUCUUGAGUGUCAUUCUACCUAGCAAAGCAGUAGAGAAAGGUUUUGCUUCUAAUAGCGAUGGUGGAUACGACUGCAAUCAGCAUGUGAUGCACAAAGAUGGCCUUGGUGUCAUGUUCAUUGACCCGGGUGCGCGAAUGCGAGGCAACUUGGGGGCAUGUAAAGAAGACUUCAAGCUCGGGGUGCUCAGAUUGCUCAACCAUUCUGAUGAUCCCAACAUCGCCAUCUCUACCCGCGAGGCAGCAAUACCCGACUGGUACGAAGCACUUGGUGAAAAGUUUACCACGUGGUACGAGUGUACGCUGGUGGCUACUCGAGCGAUCGGAGUAGAUGAAGAGAUGACGAUAGAGUAUGCUCUUGCGCCGAAGGGCAUCCGUCUGGCAAAGUAG